Messenger RNA from Tarenaya hassleriana, 3161 nucleotides. Its product is annotated as protein RRC1. Gene Ontology annotation, molecular function: RNA binding. Gene Ontology annotation, cellular component: nucleus. The record is from RefSeq and is a predicted model, not a curated record. Gene Ontology annotation, biological process: RNA processing. NCBI's taxonomy places the organism in Eukaryota, Viridiplantae, Streptophyta, Magnoliopsida, Brassicales, Cleomaceae.
CAACGCCUCUCUCUCCACCCAGAAAGGUUCAGUGAGGACUGGGAAAUUUUAGGGAUUUAUAUUUUUUGGGGUCCUUCUAAGCCUUCCACUGUUUUCCUCGCUCUGGCUGUCUUCUUCUCUCAAUCCCUAUCUUCGAACUCGUCCCCCCUUCCCGAUUCGGAUCAUUGAUAACCCUAAUUUACGGCGAAACCCUCGUCUGUCUUUUCCCCAACCUGAAAUUGGAGGAUUCCGAGCUAUCGCGAGUUUCGUUUUUGUUGUCGUGUUAAGGGUCGAUUCGUGUGAUUAGCUAGGGUUUAGGUGCUGCUCUGAGUUUGCCUGAAGGGCUUGAUUCGUAAGAAGUUUGUAUGCCGAAAGAUGAGUUCCUUCUCGAUCACCAAAGAAGACGCCAUUUCAGAAACACAGAGAAGAAGAAGAAGCCAAGAAGAAGAGAGCUGAAGAUGAAACGGCUCGUCUGUAUCAGGAAUUCUUGGAAUCGUUUCAAGGAGACAGCACAGCUAAGACCUUUGUUCGAGGUGACUAUCAACCCUAAUGACAAGCCCAAGACUGCUUCCGAAGGUGAAAAGUCGAAAGAUGGGGGUUCCGUUUCAAAGAAGGGAAGUAGGUAUGUACCCUCUUUCCUUCCUCCACCUAUGGCAUCUAAGGGUAAAGAACCUGAGAAGAAGAGGGAGGAAGAGAGAUCAAAGGAGAGAGAAAAGGGGAAGACACGGAAUAUAGAUCAUUUCAUGGAGGAGCUGAAACGUGAACAAGAAAUGAGAGAGAGGCGAAACCAGGAACGGGGGACCUCCCGUGACCGUCAUGGUGAUAGCUCUGCACCAUCUAGCCGCUUUGAUGAGCUACCUGAUGAUUUUGAUCCCAGUGGAAGGCCGGGAUCGUUUGACGACGGCGACCCACAAACUACGAAUUUAUAUGUUGGGAAUCUUUCACCUAAGGUUGAUGAAAAUUUUCUUCUGCGAACUUUUGGAAGAUUUGGGCCUAUAGCCAGUGUCAAAAUCAUGUGGCCAAGGACAGAAGAGGAGCGAAGGCGGCAAAGAAAUUGUGGUUUUGUUUCUUUCAUGAAUAGAGCUGAUGGACAAGCAGCAAAAGAUGAAAUGCAAGGAGUAGUUGUGUAUGACUAUGAAUUGAAAAUUGGAUGGGGUAAGGCAGUUGCUCUACCAUCACAAGCCUUACCUGCUCCGCCACCUGGACAUAUGGCUAUUCGGAGUAAGGAGGGCUGCAAGGUGAUUUAUUCUGGCCCAUCAGGUCCACCAAUAACUUCGGUACCUGCACAAAAUUCUGAGCUGGUUCUUACCCCAAAUGUUCCGGAUAUCACUGUUAUUCCUCCUGACAACGAGCACCUCAGACAUGUAAUUGAUACAAUGGCUCUCUAUGUACUGGAUGGGGGAUGUGCUUUCGAACAAGCUAUCAUGGAAAGGGGUCGUGGGAAUCUUCUUUUUAACUUCUUGUUUGAGCUUGGCUCAAAAGAGCAUACUUACUAUGUCUGGAGACUCUAUUCCUUCGCUCAGGGUGACACCCUUCAAAGGUGGAGAAUGGAGCCAUUUAUGAUGAUUACUGGAAGUGGAAGAUGGAUACCACCACCAUUACCAGCUGCUAGGAGCCCAGAGCAUGAAAAAGAGUCUGCAAGCACAUAUGCAGCAGGAAGAAGCAGGCGUGUGGAAGCUGAACGGACUCUCACUGAUCCUCAAAGGGAUGAGUUUGAGGACAUGUUGCGUGGUCUAACUUUAGAGAGGAGACAGAUAAAAGAAGCAAUGGGUUUCGCUUUGGAUAACGCUGAUGCAGCUGGAGAGGUUGUUGAAGUCCUGACAGAGUCCUUGACACUAAAAGAAACACCAAUUCCGACUAAAGUUGCAAGGCUCAUGCUUGUAUCCGACAUUCUUCAUAACAGUAGCGCGCCUGUUAAAAAUGCCUCUGCAUACAGAACCAAAUUCGAAGCACUCCUACCUGAUAUAAUGGAAAGCUUCAAUGAUUUAUAUCGCAGUAUAACAGGAAGGAUAACUGCCGAGGCUCUUAAAGAACGAGUUCUCAAAGUACUGCAAGUAUGGUCAGACUGGUUUCUUUUCUCAGAUGCAUACAUAAAUGGACUAAGAGCCACGUUUCUCCGGUCUGGGAACUCUGGUGUCACCCUGUUUCAUUCUAUCUGUGGUGAUGCACCUGAAAUAGAGAAGAAAAGCCACGCAGAAGAUAUGGCCACUGUGGGUAGGACCAGUGGCGACGGUGCACUGGCAAUGGGCAAAGGAGCUGCAAGGCAAGAACUGAUGAAUCUACCAAUUGCUGAGCUUGAAAGACGCUGCCGACACAAUGGGCUGUCUCUCGUAGGUGGUAGAGAAAUGAUGGUUGCUCGGCUGUUAAGCCUUGAAGAUGCAGAGAAGCAAAGGGGUUAUGAUCUGGUAGAUGAAAAUCUUAAACAUCCACAGGGCCAAUCAACUUGGGAAGGAGUUAGCCAUGAUCAUGAGCUGAUGAGGAACAGUUAUGAAGAGAUUGAAGCUAGAGAGCCUGUGAAUCUGGCUACAACGCUACCGAUCCCGCAGCCUGACCUUAAAGCAUUCACGAGAAAAGAGAAAAAUGAGCCCGUUUUGCCAGCAUCCAGAUGGGCGAGAGAGGAUGAUGAAACUGAAGAUGAACAAAAAAGAAGCUACUCUUCUGGAAGUGAUAAUCUUGGCAGGGCACCUUCUAAGGCUGACGAAGAUGAUUUCAAGGCUGAUGCAAGUAUUCGUAUUCAACCUCAACCUGACAAUGGAAUGGACGAGGAACAAAGAAAAAAGCUUAGACGUGUGGAAGUUGCUUUGAUAGAGUACCGUGAAUCUCUUGAGGAACAGGGAGUGAAGAACACUGAGGAGAUCGAGAGGAAAGUUGCGAUCCACCGAAAGAGGCUUGAAGCUGAUUAUGGCUUAUCAGGGUCUAAUGGCCAUGAAAAUCAGAGAUCAUCAGGGGAUCGGAGUGAGAGGCGAGAAGAAUCUCGAGAGUCUUCAAGAAAGAGAUACCGCAGCGAGAGCCAAAGCCCUCCACGGAAAUCAUCAGCGAGGGAGAGAGAUCAUGACAUGGACCGAGACAGAGAUAGAUACAAAGACAAAGGCCAAGAACGACGGGAAAAAAGCACCAGCCGCGAGAGAGACGAUCAUGACAGAGGCAGAGAUAGGGAUUGGCGGAGAAGAGGGAUCAGGUGA